Trichechus manatus latirostris (Florida manatee) is the source of this 507-nucleotide messenger RNA. It is a transcript of the gene NDUFA13, whose product is annotated as NADH:ubiquinone oxidoreductase subunit A13. The record is from RefSeq and is a predicted model, not a curated record. Lineage: Eukaryota; Metazoa; Chordata; Mammalia; Sirenia; Trichechidae.
ACACUCAUCAUGGCGGCGGCGGCUGCCGGACGUAACUUCCGCCCACGGCCGGAAGUGCAGGGCCCUGCGAGGAUGGCCUCGUCGAAGGUGAAGCAGGACAUGCCCCCGCCAGGGGGCUAUGGCCCCAUCGACUACAAGCGGAACCUGCCCCGUCGGGGACUGUCGGGCUACAGCAUGCUCGCCAUGGGCAUUGGGACCUUGCUCUUUGGCUACUGGAGCAUGAUGAAGUGGAACCGCGAGCGCAGGCGCCUGCAGAUUGAGGACCUGGAGGCCCGUAUUGCACUGAUGCCGCUGAUCCAGGCAGAGAAGGACCGGAGAGUCUUGCAGAUGCUGCGGGAGAACCUGGAGGAGGAGGCCAUCAUCAUGAAGGACGUGCCUGACUGGAAGGUGGGCGAGUCAGUGUUCCACACGACACGCUGGGUCCCUCCCAUGGUGGGCGAGCUCUACGGACUGCGUAUGAACGAUGAGCUUCUCAACGCCAACUACGGCUUCAUGUGGUAUACGUAG